UGUAGAGAUGAAAAGAAUACGUAUCUGCCGCAUGUUUCAAUAUAGAAUGGAAAUUAAACAAUUCCUAGUACUACAUAUUAGUGGAAACCUUUUACGUUGACUAGUUAGCUAGCCAAAAUUGAUCGUUCCAAAAAUCAUCCAACUCCCACCAUCCAUCUAUCCUUCUUCCACUUUCUAAACUCCCUUUAUCCUAAUUUGUACGAUUUUUUUUUUUUAACAUUUCUGCAACUCCAAAAAAAAAAAAAAAAAAUGGAGUCAACAAAUGUUCCAUUGUUAAUACUUACUCUCACCAUAUUAACUCUAUCAAUCCCAAAUCCAGUCACAGCUCAAUUCAAUUCCUUCCUAUACUUCUCAUGCGGUGAUUCUACCUACACACCAAACAGUCUUUACAAAUCAAAUCUCAACACAGUUCUAAAUUCUUUAACAACAACCAACACUCAAAACACAAACGGUUUUUACCACACCACAACCGGAACCGGACCGGACCGGGUUACUUCCUUAGCCUUAUGCAGGGGUGAUGUCCCUGUCAACACAUGCCGCCUCUGUAUUCAAGCUUCCGCCACCUCACUCAUCAGCACCGACAAUUGUCCUAACCAAAAACAGGCGUUUGGUUACAGUGAUUACUGCUCAAUCUUCUUCUCAAAUGGCUCUGAUGUGUACGGUAAAGUACAAGAUGUACAACCGUGGGAUGUAACGAACAGUGUUCCUGUUCCGAAUCCUAACGGUUUUAACGAAUCGUUGUAUUCGUUAAUGAGUUCGUUGAAGGUUCGUGCUGCGUCGGGGAAUUCUUCGCUAAAAUAUGCCACCGGAAAAGGUGGGUUUUCCGGUGGUCGGAGUUUGUAUGGUCUUGUGCAGUGUACACCGGAUUUGUCUAAGGGAGAUUGUAUGGGGUGUAUUCAGGAUGCGUUUGAUCAAUUUCCUGUAUGUUGUGUUAAGCCAAACUCUAUGCUUUCUGGCGUGAAUCUUGUUCAAGGAAGUUGCUUUGUUCAGUAUCAAAUUAGUUCCUUUUUUGGUAAUGUUCCUGAUUUUCCUAUGCCGCCGCCGCCGAAGCCACAAAACACCAAUGCAACACCACCAGUUCGGAAGAGUAAGAAGUCGCGAAUAGGGACUAUAAUCGGUGCCAUUUCCAUGGCAAUUGGUGUGUUGACAGUACUUGUUAUAGGCGUCGUCUGCAAAAGAAUCUUAUCAAGGAGGAGGAGGCUGAGGAAGUCCUGGAUGGGGAAAUUUACCAAAGACGAAGUUGAGGCCCUUCAGUCCUUGCAAUUCGGGCUUGGAACCAUAAAAAAUGCAACAAAUAACUUUUCCGAUGAUAAUAAGCUCGGACAAGGUGGAUUUGGCCCUGUUUAUAAGGGUGUGCUUUCGGAUGGGCAAGAGAUAGCAGUUAAAAGAUUAUUAAGGACCUCGGGCCAAGGAGAUGCAGAGUUCAAAAACGAAAUUCUGAUAUUAGCCAAACUCCUGCACAAGAAUUUGGUGAAGCUUCUAGGAUUUUGCUUGCACGGAAAAGAAAUGAUUCUUAUCUAUGAGUUUGUUGCCAACACAAGCCUUGAUAACUUCAUAUUUGAUCCUGUGAGUCGUCAGGCUAUGGAGUGGGCAACACGUUAUAAGAUCAUCAAUGGAAUAGCUAGAGGGAUUCUAUACCUCCAUGAUGGUUCCAGACUAAAGAUCAUACAUCGCGACCUGAAAGCAGGGAAUGUUUUACUAGAUGAAGAUUUCUGUCCGAAGAUUGCAGAUUUCGGUCUGGCAAGGCUAGUUAAUAUUGAUCAAACUCAAACAGUGGCUAGCAAAAUUGUUGGUACCUUAGGAUAUAUUUCACCUGAAUACGCCACGCAAAAUCAAGUGUCAGUAAAGUCAGACGUAUACAGCUUUGGCGUACUAGUCCUAGAGAUAGUAAGCGGGCAAAAGAUUACCUCAUUUCAUUACGAGGAAAAUCAAGAAAACCUCCUUACCUUUGCAUGGAGAAAUUGGAAUGAAGACACAGCUCGGAAUCUGGUAGAUCCAGUGUUACUAGCCGGUUCUAGCACCGAGAUAUUGAGAUGCAUCCAUAUCGGUUUGUUGUGUGUACAAGACUGCCCUACAGACAGGCCAACUAUGUCUGAAGUUGAUGUUAUGUUGAGUACGAAUUCAGUCACCCUUGAAGCACCUUUGCCGCCUGCAUUUUGUACAGAUAGCCAAAGUCUACCCAAUAUGCUUUUGGAGUGGAGCACUACAACUAAGUCAAGUAUCAGAUCAUCAGAAGGUGGUUCUGUAAAUGGUGUUUCUAUAAAUGGUGUUUCUAUAACACAGUUGCACCCUAGAUAGUGGCGCUUAAUUAAGACUAGUUAUUUAGUUAAGAAGGCCUUUGGAAGGAGAGUUGCUAACUUAAUAAUCUCCUUAUCCGGAAUUAAUUGUCACAUAAAUAGUGUAUUUUAAGCUGUAUUAUAACAAUCCCUAACAAAUGUAUAUAGUGACUUGCAAAGUUAUAAGGGGCUCAAUGUGCAUGCCAAAAUCUAUGGGGGGAUUAUGCUUUCGUGACCUUAAAAGCUUUAACCAAGCUCUCCUUGCCAAGCAAGCUUGGCGUCUGCACAAUGAUACAAAUUCACUUCUACAUUCAGUUCCGAAGGCUAGAUAUUACAAGAAUGGCGUCUUUCUCGACGCCAGAAGAGGUUAUGAUCCAAGCUACACAUGGAGAAGCAUUUGGGGCUCGAAAUCUUUACUGAUUGAAGGGCUUAAGUGGAGAGUGGGAAAUGGCUCUAGCAUAAGGGUCUGGGAUGAGGCGUGGCUGCCAGGUAAUAAUGCCUCAGUUGUACCUUCGCCAAACCUGAAUGCGGAUGCAGACCUGAGAGUUGCUGAGUUGAUAGACUAUGAGAAUGGGGAGUGGGAUGAAAAUAUGGUUCGGAGUAUUUUUAAUACUCACGAUUGUGAGUUGAUUCUUGAUAUCCCACUUUCAAACUCUUGGCCUAGUGACCAACAUUUCUGGUGGCCUACUAAAAAUGGAUGUUAUUCGGUAAAAUCAGGCUAUUGGCUGGCACGUCUUGGACACCUCCAGUCCUGGUCUUUGUUCUAUGGAGCUACGGAAGAGAAUUUGUGGAGAAUUGUGUGGGGAUUGGAGGGACCUCCAAAACUUAGACACUUCAUCUGGAGGGCGUGUAAAGGUAGUCUAUCAGUUAAAGAACGCCUCCAUAAACGCCAUAUCUCCGACGACAGUACUUGUCAGGUGUGUGGUGCGGUAGAGGAGACUAUUAUUCACUCUCUUUUUUAUUGCAGUGCUGCACAUAUUAUUUGGUCCCACAGUAACUAUAUAGGCUUGUUAAUGGCUGCUCCCUCGACGUCGCUUGCGGAUAGACUUGAAUGGGUGGCUGGGAAACUUGACAAGAAAGAGCUGCAACUGUUUUGCUCACUGCUAUGGGCAGCGUGGUUUUAUCGGAAUGAGAAAAUACACCAAGGUAAAGACCCUGACCCUAUGCGUGUUGCUGCAAGCUUUGCAAAUUUGGUGUACGACUACAUGGGUUAUGCUAAAAAUGUCUUUAAUCCAUCUGGUGUUGUGAAUGUGGCACCACAUGUUUCUUGGUCUCCCCCUCCUAUAGGUUGUUACAAGGUGAAUACGGACGCUCAUGUCCUUACGGGCUAUGGAGUGGGACUGGGUGUGGUUAUUAGAGACGAAAAGGGGGGUAUAGUUGCUGCAGUUGUGAGGAGGUUGAAGGUGAGGUGGAAUGUAGAGCAAACGGAAGUAGCUGCUGUGAGAUAUGGUAUUCUGCUGGCAAGUAAGUUAGGCCUUAAUCAAAUUAUUGUGGAGUCUGAUGUAUUAAAUGUGGUGCAAGCAAUUACUCAAGGAAAUGAAGGCUACUCCCCACUAAUGCUAUUUUACGAAGAUAUUGCUAGAAUGAAAGGGCUUUUUGUAUCUUUCAAUUGUCGUCAUAUUCGAAGGGCGGGUAAUACUUUGGCACAUCGUGUU
Messenger RNA from Spinacia oleracea (spinach), 3931 nucleotides. Its product is annotated as cysteine-rich receptor-like protein kinase 44. The transcript has 7 exons. The coding region runs from base 250 to 2298 and encodes 682 amino acids. Gene Ontology annotation, biological process: protein phosphorylation. The record is from RefSeq and is a predicted model, not a curated record. NCBI's taxonomy places the organism in Eukaryota, Viridiplantae, Streptophyta, Magnoliopsida, Caryophyllales, Amaranthaceae. Gene Ontology annotation, cellular component: plasma membrane. Gene Ontology annotation, molecular function: protein serine/threonine kinase activity; ATP binding.